GGUUUUUUAUUGUGUUGUUGCUAUGGUGCUGUGUAUAACCAGCUGGAGACUGCAGCAAGAGCCAAGAAAUUCCUGCCUUAAGAGUGUGAACAUAGAGUAUCGGCAAUUAUCUCAUCCCUGCUCAUUGAUACUCACACUGUUGCCAAUGUAUUCUUUUAAACGUGUGUGUGUGUGUGUGUGUGUGUGUGUGUGUGUGUGUGUGUGUGUGUGUGUGUGUGUGUGCGUGAGGAACUGAACUAGCCAGUGUGUGAAGAUAUAAAUGAAUGAGAUGGAUACACACAGCAUGUAUAACUAUUAUUUAAUGUAUUUAAAUCAGCUUUACUGUGUUAUAUAUUAUGAGACUGUUCAUAACUUUUGGGGUUUUUUACUCGUUAUCUACAUUUGAAUUUGAAACUAUCAGACAGGUGCAUGCACACAAAGUAGAAACAAAACAGAAAGUGAUCGUAUAAGUUUCACAAGUGCUAAUGCACUUUUAUUUUUACCUUUGGAUGGAGCCAUCCUGGCCAUUUCACCCUGCUUCAAGUCUUUAUACUAAGAUAAGCCCGGCUGACGGCCUGCACAGACAUGAGAGCUCUGUUGAUCCUCUUAUCUAACUCUUGGCAGGCAAAUAAGAGUCUUUCCAAAAACUAUUCAUCUCAGUUACUGGCUCCUGCUCGUUCUCUCUGUUCUUCACCAACUGUGUCUCCCUGCAAGCUGUUACUUCAUUUUUCAGGGUUUGAGUAAUGAACACAUUUGAAAUCCCUUUUGAAUCUAUAUCAUCAAUCAAUACAUUGAUGUAUUUGAUGUGUAAUUCAUCAUUAUUUACCAUUAACAAGUUUUAAGCUUCUAACCACACAUUACAAAUUGUUUUGGUCGGGUUCUGGUGGAAGUUAAUGCGUUUCGCUGUGCGUCAGCUGUAAUUCAUUUAGCAGAGGCAGGGACCUGACUGAUGUGCUUUUGGCUUCUGUUGCCGUGCACUGCUUUUGAAAAAUUUAACUUUUUUCAUAUUCUAUGCCAGGGCGAAAAUGAAGUUAACUUUGAGAAGUAUUCAUCAAAAUGAAUGAAUCAAAAUGCCAGCGUUGCAACCGACACUGCAAAGAAGUGAUGCAGCAUGUUUCCCAGAGCUACUGGUAUUUUUAGAACCAAACUGAACUUCAGACGGUUACACUAAUCGAAAAGGUUUACGUACAACAAUCUUUUCUCUUCUCUUUGUCUGCAACCAAGCUUUGAGGAUCUUUGACCUAAUUCCAGGUGACCUGUGUGUGGCUGCCAUCACACCAGUGACAGCUGUGGAAUGCUGGAGUUUCUAUAUGAGGGGUGUGUCAAUGCGGGACUUGGAAAUAUGAGGCUGAUAAGACAGACAGAUACUGUGGAUGUUUGAUUUGGAGCAGAGGCGCAGUAUAAAACCUCUUUCAUAAUUCUGCCGUGUUAUUUUGUGACUGUAAGCUCCAGUGGACCUGUUGUGGAUAUCAGACCUUGGAUGACACACACUGAUUCACACUGACUGCUAAUGACUCCAUCUGUUCUCCUGUGGUAUGUCUGCGAGCGGCUGGCUGCAGCAGCUGAGUACCGAACAGACUGACAGAGAGAGACACUGCACCUCACAGAUCAGCAGGAGCGAGGGGAGUUGUUCAGCCAGGUCAUGUGUUGUGUAUCCUCCCCUGUCCCAUGUGUUUGUGUUCAGUUUUUGUAGUCUGUAUGACCGCCACUGGAGGUCAGCAAAACACUACAGCCCUCACAGAUAUUUCAAGUCACCAAAUGAUGAAAUCUAAGAAAGGUACAUUUGUUCAGGUAAUUUACUAAAGUGCAAUUUUUACGGUACUUCAUAAAAAAUUCCAUUUCAAGCAUCUUUAUUCUUCUACUUUACAUUUCAGAGUUUCAGAGGGAUGUAUAUAGCUAUGUUUUCAUUUUUCAGUCAUCGUUAUCAAGUUGGGAUGGUCGGAUCAUAAGGGAUCAUAUACUAAGAAAUAAAGAAAAUAAAUAAGAUAUACUGCUCUAAAUUUAUUUGACUUUAUUGCAAAUUAGUUUUGCUGAUUCAUUUCAAUUCCUCAUAAUGAGCAUAUUAAACUAUGUGACAGAUCAUUAGUCACAUCUUAACCAGAUGUAACAUUAAAAUGUUUAUGCUUCUGUAAUAAUAAGACAAAAGCCUAAACACCAGUACGAGUCAAGGACACUUUGAUACUUUUAUACUUACAUUUUACUCACAUUAAUAGCAUGAAUGUUGAAUGCAGGACUUUGGUAUUGACAGAUAAAUGGAUAGAUGGAUGGAUGGAUUGAAUACUAAUAAUUUUAUAUAUAGAGAGAAAGGUAUAGUGCCUUGCUUGUUAUAUAUUAUACUAUAUAUUAGUUGUGCAUUAUGGAUAUUUGGCUCAUUGUGAUAUAUUUAUCCUUUACGCUUGCCAUACCUCACUGUGAAUGUUAUUUACCCUCCUCAGCUUGUCCCUCCUCUCCUCCUCUUUGUCUCUGCUCACCACCUCAUUCUUCCUCAACCCGUUUUUAAAUUAUUUCCUCUCAUCCUCACCUCCGCGCACCCUCUUUUUGGUUUUCAUCUGUGCCAUCCUGCCAGGUGAACACUAAUGGAUCGGUAUGGCUUAUUCACUGCUGACCCUCGGCCAAUUGAAAGUGGGAUAAAUGGGAAGCCAAAUUAAAAGUCAUGGACCCACCUCCCUCUCCUCCUCCUCCUCCUCUUCUUUAACCACAUGUCCUCUAAUCAGAGCCCGGCUCCAGAUCGCUCCUGGGCGCUGCGUCAAGACGCUUUCUUCACGGUUGAAGUGCUGAGACGCGCGCAGAAAAGCUCACAGCAACACGGAGACCAGAUGAGCAGCUCUGAUGCCCGCACAGCGACAUCUUAAUUUUUUUUUUUUCAUUGAUUCACAGAAAGUUUGGCACCAUUUUUAACGUGAUUAUAGACAUUCUUUUUUUUAUUAAAAUAGAGGCUUGCGCAAGUGCGUAAAAUCCAAAGAUGGUUCUAGUUUUACAGGAGGUGAAGCUUUUGGAUCUACAGUCAUGACUUUACUGAAUAUCACCUGGGGAUCAAGUUAAAAUGUCUGGGGAAUUUAUCGGAGGUCUGUACGAAGACUCAGCGGGAAUAGGGAUUAACUUCAGCUUCGUUUUUAACGCGACCAACCGCUCCGCCUCCGCUGACAGUUUCCACCUGUCAGACUUUGGAAAAACGGACUUUGUGGGAGAUGGCGCCGCGGUUGUCAGGAUUAUCAUCUCAGUCAUUUACUCUCUGGUGUGCGCGCUCGGUCUGGUCGGGAACCUGCUGGUCCUGUACCUGAUGAAGUCCAAACGCGUGUGGAAGAAAUCCUCCAUCAACCUUUUCGUGACAAGUUUGGCGGUGACCGAUUUCCAGUUCGUGCUGACUCUGCCGUUCUGGGCGGUGGAGAACGCGCUGGACUUCACUUGGCUCUUCGGCAAAGCCAUGUGCAAGAUAGUCUCCUAUGUGACAGCCAUGAACAUGUACGCCAGCGUGUUUUUCCUCACAGCCAUGAGCGUGGCCCGGUACUGGUCGCUGGCCUCCGCGCUGAAGGGCAGGCGGCGGCGGACGCACUGCUGCUCGGCGCGCUGCAUCACGGUCCUCAUCUGGUUCGCCGCUGUCUCCGCCGCGCUGCCGCACGCGGUCUUCUCCACAACCGUCAGCGUCUCCAACGAGGACCUGUGCCUCGUUAAAUUCCCCGAAACCAACGGGAGCGCACAGUUCUGGCUCGGGCUCUAUCACUCUCAGAAAGUGCUGCUGGGCUUCGUGGUGCCUCUGGGCAUCAUCUCCGCCUGCUACCUGCUCCUCUUGCGCUUCAUCACCUCCAAAAACAUCAACUCCUCCAGCGCCAAACGACGCGCCAAGGUCACCAAGUCCGUCACCAUAGUGGUGCUGUCCUUCUUCCUCUGCUGGCUGCCCAACCAGGCGCUCACAGCCUGGGGCAUCCUUAUCAAACUCAACGUGGUCCACUUCAGCUACGAGUACUACACCACGCAGGUGUACGUCUUCCCCGUGUCCGUGUGCCUGGCGCACUCCAACAGCUGCCUGAACCCCAUCCUGUACUGCCUGAUGAGGCGGGAGUUCAGGAAAGCGCUGAAAAAACUCUUCUGGCAGAUGACUUCGCCGACCCUCACCACCAUCAGGCCGAUCACAGCCACGACAAAGCCAGAGACGGACGGACAGGGACACGUCCUGGUCCCCCUCAGCGCGCCCGGGGAGGCCCCUCUUGUGUUUUAUCCUCCGGGAGCAGUGAUGCACAAUGACAGGAGAGAUCUGCCACAAAACAGCACUUAGUCUAAAGUGCCACGGACUGUGUACUUUAAUGCUCUGUGAGUUUUAUUACAUGUUUUAAUGUUAAUGGACAAUCUCUCGCAGUUGGCAGAGGGGCUGCAGUGUGCGUCCAAGUUGGAUGUGCGUAAUUGGCGAGAAGAGCGCAAACAGAAACUGGCCUGUAAACCACCCAUCAUCUCAGUUAAUCACAUUGGCUCCUGCUUGUCUGUCACUUUGCCCACUUCGCAUCUGUGGUUUUGCUCUCAGCUCCUCUUUAAAAUAAAAGAGGGGAGGGCAUUUUCUCUUGUGCCAUAUUCGUCUAAAAUGUCAAAUGCGCAAAGUAAAGUGCAUUGACAACAUCGUGGCCAGUAUUCAUUCAUGAAAUCGUUCUGACGUCACAUGAAUCCAUAUCCUCAUGUUUAAGUCAACGAGUUUCACACCGUACCGAUAAUUGAUCUAGACAACGUUAAUGAAUGCAUACAGUAAAUUCUGAAUGUGGCAUGAGCCUAUGGUGUCAAAAGCAAAAAAAUCGCCUGCACGCCAAACACUCCAGAAAGGUGAUUUAUACCAUUACAGCAGUUACAUCACACUAUAUUAACUAAAGUAAUGUACAUUAGUGGUUAUAAUAACAUUCUCUUAAACUAAUUUGUAUAAACACAAGGAGAGAAGCUCCUCAUUGUGUUAUAAAUUCACUUUAUUUAAUGAUUCUUGUCUCAGGGAGUUUGAUUGUAUAUUGAGUUAAUAGCUCAGAGUUUGCUGUCUUAAAUAUUGUAAUUAAAUUGAUCUGUGGCCCAUA
Hippoglossus stenolepis (Pacific halibut) is the source of this 5024-nucleotide messenger RNA. RefSeq names its product relaxin family peptide receptor 3 (gene rxfp3). Bases 3023 to 4252 code for a protein of 409 amino acids. The transcript has a single exon. The record is from RefSeq and is a predicted model, not a curated record. Gene Ontology annotation, cellular component: membrane. Lineage: Eukaryota; Metazoa; Chordata; Actinopteri; Pleuronectiformes; Pleuronectidae. Gene Ontology annotation, molecular function: G protein-coupled receptor activity. Gene Ontology annotation, biological process: immune response; G protein-coupled receptor signaling pathway.